This is a messenger RNA of Dermacentor andersoni, 3696 nucleotides long. RefSeq names its product galactokinase-like. The record is from RefSeq and is a predicted model, not a curated record. Gene Ontology annotation, biological process: galactose metabolic process; carbohydrate phosphorylation. Lineage: Eukaryota; Metazoa; Arthropoda; Arachnida; Ixodida; Ixodidae. Gene Ontology annotation, molecular function: galactokinase activity; ATP binding. Gene Ontology annotation, cellular component: cytosol; cytoplasm.
UUUUAUGGUUGUUAGCGCGCAAAUCAAAUGUCAGUCUUGUCGGUUCCGUUAGUGGCGUGGCUCAAUGCGAAUGCGCAGUGAACGGCCGAACGAUCCGUACUGCAGCUGCCACUUUAUAACACAGGUUUUCAGCCUACGCGCCGUUUCACUUAAAUGUUAGGCGUGCCGCACGUGUAGGGACUGUUUCAUUGCGCAGUAGAAACAAUGCGGCUUUUGCGUUCGAAAAGCCCGGUAUUGCCAGAGCUGAUCCGCAACACAGCUGGAAUGCCGGAGGCGCGCGCGCAAAAAGAAAAGAAAGCUUUGGUCCCCUUUCUCUACGCGCUGCCUGUCGGCAGCUGUUCGUCACGGGGCGAGCCUGAUUACCGCGCUGCUUGUCGAGUGGAUGGGCGCCUCUUCUCAAGUGCUUGAUCGCGAGCGAACGGAGAUACGCGCGGUAAACACGGUCGGUCUCGUUCUAACAGCGGGCGCGUGCGUGAAGCCGGGCAAAAUCUGUUUCAAUCGGAGCGAUGGCGGCAGAAGCGGCGUCCUCCUACCCGAGCGUUCCCCAGCUCGCGAUGCAUGCGCUGCGCAAAUUUCGCUCGGAGUUCGGGGCGGAUCCCAUGUACUACGGAAGCGCGCCAGGGCGCGUCAACUUGAUCGGCGAGCACGUGGACUACUGCGACGGCCUGGUCCUGCCAUGCGCAAUGCCGAUGUACACUGUGGUCGUUGGCUCCGCUGUCGUGGGAAGCACCACGUGCAACGUCCACAGUUUAAGCUAUCCUGAGCCGGCAAGCUUUCAGCUGCCAUCAGAAGAGGCUCCUCUGAAACCAGGUGGACCAUCGUGGAGUAAUUAUGUCCGGGGUGUCGUGGCUCAUUUCCCAGGACACAUACGGAGUGGCUUCAAUGCGGUUGUGAUCAGCUCGGUGCCUGCAGGAGCAGGCCUGUCCAGCUCGGCCGCAUUGGAAGUGGCUAUGUUCAGCUUCCUCAGGGCACUGCUUGAGCCAGAGGAACUAAGUGAUGCACACCAGGCUCCACUAUUCUGCCAGAAGGCAGAGCACGAGUUUGCCGGUGUGCCGUGCGGUAUCAUGGACCAGAUGGCUGCCUACUGGAGCAAGCUGGGCCACGCCUUGCUUCUCGACUGUCGGUCCCUUGCCUUGGAGCAUGUGCCCGUCAACCUGACCUCCGUGGUGAUUCUGGUGACCGACUCGCAAGUGAAGCAUGCUCUCACAGGUGGUGAAUAUGCCCAACGCCGCGAGAACUGCCAGGCUGCCAGUGCCAUCCUCGGCAAGAGCCUGAGAGAUGCUUCACUUGAAGAUCUUGAAGGCUGUCGGGAACGAAUGACAUUGGAACAGUAUCGGCGAGCCCGACACGUCAUUUCUGAAAUCCGGCGCACAACCCAAGCAGCUGAACUGCUCCGAAAGGGCGACUUCCGGGGCCUGGGCGAACUCAUGAAUGCCAGCCACGCAUCUCUUAGGGACGACUUUGAGGUUUCCUGCCCCGAGCUGGAUGAACUGACUCGGCUGAGCCUGGAGUCCGGAGCAUACGGAUCUCGGCUCACAGGCGCGGGAUUUGGUGGUUGCACUGUGACGUUGAUAGAGGAGCGGCACUUGACAGCUGCAAUGGACAAUAUCAAGAAUAACUACAAGGGACAAGCUAUCUUCUACAUCUGCAAGCCAUCGGGAGGUGCAUCUUAUGGCCGCCUGCGCCGGUGAUCAGACAUGCCAUGCUUUGGUGGGCCCUACUGCCUGCUUUGAACGACAGAUCUGCACAGAGCCACACUCCAUACAAGUGUCGACAGGACAGCCCAGUUUGAUAGCUCUAGUGCGUUCUGUUUAAAAAAAUCACCAGUAACAUUGCCUUAACUGCAAUUUCAUGUCAAAAUGCAAUCCAGCUAACCUGGACUACAGCUUAUGAGUCACAUCAUAAGCGGGACAGAUUGCACCAUGGUGCUGCAAUUUCAGUCCUGUCCUGCAUUUGUAAUUUUCUCAGUUAUAAAGUCUGCUCUCGACAAAAGUGGCACUAUCAAUAAUUUGGAGAACUAAUCUCCUUCUUUAACUUGAGUUGUAUAUUCUCACAGCAUCCCUUAAACACAUAGUUAAAAUUGCUUUGUGAAAGCAAGGUACCGCUUUCACAUCUAAUGACACGCUUUGUCAAUUGUCAAGAAUAUUUUAUAUGUGCGCUAAUUCUUUAGAUACCUUGUAGUGUGGAGAAACUAAAGCUUGAAAUCUUGUAGAAGACACAGAAACACAAAGAUUAAGAAAGUUGUAAUGACGUUUCACUUUGGGUGUGCGGGUUACACAUAAGUGUAUGGGUGUUGUACAGAGUUUCUAAACUAUAUGCCAUCUUGCCUGAUACACCCGGAUUGUCGCAAGAUGCCUGGUACAUUUCUCGGGAGUCUUCUGGGCACACCAAGACCACAUCUUUUGCCAGACUUGGUAAGCUUGUGCCCGGCGCUUGGCAAUGGCGUCGAGGUCGAUCUACUCGUAAUCAGCUUGCCGCUGCUCACAUUGCUGGUCCACCUUUCUCGCUCGGUGCUCAGCCUCUCAACCAUGACAUGAACCCGGUACGUCCAUUGCACACACAGAACCCAUAGCAACUGCCAGAGCAGGUCAACCCAGCGCGCUUCUGCCUACCCUUCUCCUCCGUGACGCUUUGGCUCCUUUCUCCUUCCCCGCUUCGUUCAAUGCCACCCAAACUUUGCUCUAGGUCUGCCACGCAUUGUGCGCACUCCUCCAGACUUUCCCUGGCAUGUGAUUCUCUUCUCCACCUUCAGGCGCCUUCCCCCUCUGAUACUCACUUCCCUCGUGGCGACGCACAUAAUGUUGCCGAUGUCACAGAUGGGGAAUCUGUGCUUGUGCGUAAAAGAAAAAGGAAAAGGCUGUGAUAAGGGCAAGCAAGGACAGUGUUUGCACUGUUCUCCUUUCACAUGGUUGACAAACUGUAUAAGCAGCAUUGCUUUUCUUUUUUUUUCUGUCCUUGCAUUGUCUGCAGUGCUGCUUUGCACUGAUGAAUGUGGACAAACUUGCCCAACUUUAUCAGCAUUGACGUACACCGGUGUGUUUCAAUAGUAGAGUCAAACCUCAAUGUAACGAACACAAGUAUAUAGUUAAUAUAGAUUUUUUCUUGCAGGUAUCAGCCUAUAACAAAUAUUGAAUAUAAGGAGGUCUGAUAGUAUGGAGACAUUUUGCCAGCAACAGAUUUGCUAUCUCAUGAGCACAAAGGCAGGCAAGAAUUUGGAUUCAGAUACACGCAAGCGAUAAUUCUCCUUGGAACGUCAUUUCAAAUAAACUUUGCAUUUGCAGGCAGGGACAUUGGUGCUGCAAAAUUAGAGCUUAGCUUACACGCUUCUGCUACCAAAUCUCCAAGCAUGCAGAUUCAUAGACCUCGACUGCUACAUUGAUUUCAUCGAACUGUACCUUUUCAGCAUUAUCCCUUUGUAAAAUUUCAGCUCGUCUACUUGCUGGAAGAUGGUGCAAAUGGCCCAUUGUGGCAAUAGCCUUCUUUUCAGAGUGGUGAAUCCCUCAAAAAUGAAUAUCAUGUUUCAAUAUAGCUCUCGACACGACAUUUCUGAGCAUUAUGCACCUUGCAUCUCGUGUGAAAUAUUGAAUUACAUGUGGGUACAUAGGUGUAUCAUGCACCAUGCCUCAUUGAUGCACAGCCCACAAGCUGUAGUGCCCAAGUCACACUACUUGCCAAAUAAACAUUUCUUCCCCCACA